ACAAAAUCUCCAUCACCAUCAUCAUCAACGACAUCGACAUCUACAAUAACAUCAUCACCUCAACCAUUGCAACAAACACAACCAGAAUCAUCAUCAUCAUCAUCAUCAUCAACAGCAUCAUCAAUCAAAAUAAAUGUAUUUGAUUUUAAUAAAAAUGAUUAUCAUAAUAUAACAAUUUCAGCCAUAAUAAUGAGAAUGGUGACAGGUGAACAACAAGAACAAAAUAUCAAUGAUAAUAAUUUAAUCUAUGCUGAAGAUUUAGUUUUCUAUUUAACAUCAUCAUUAAAAAUAACGACAAUCUGUUCACAUCUGUUUGCAUUAUAUAAUGUUGAAUCUGAUUUAUGGAUAGCUCCAAAUCAACAGCUACGUACAAUGAUUAAUGAAUUGUUUAAUAAUCAACAACAAAACGGUAAUAAUGAUAAUGGACCAAUGUUACAAUUUCAACUAAGAAUCCGUUAUACACAUUCGAAUCUAAUCAACAAACUAAAGGAUAUCGAUUUGGCAGCUUUUGAUUAUUAUUUUCUACAAAUCCGUUAUGAUUUUUUACAUAUACCGAAGAAAAAAUUCAAAAAAGAUGAACUAGAAGAAGUAUUCGGUAUUGCAUUAAUCGAUCUGAUUCGUGUUACAAUUGAAGAUGAUGAAAAAUUACGUAAUGCAUAUGAACGUUGUGAUUCAUAUAUAAGUCAGAUAAAAAAAUAUUGUCCAAAAAAUAUGGUAAAACCAAAAUUAUUAUUCAUUGAUGAUAAAUUAAAACAAACAUUUCGCCGUAAUUGUCAAAAAGAUACGAAUAAAAUUUGGGUAAAAUGGUGCUACAUAAAACAAUUCCUAUCACGUUCUCAUUCUUUUUAUAAUCUAUCGACAAUGCAAAUGGCCUAUUCGUUUCAUGAAAUUUAUGAUAUUAUAUUGGAAUCAUCGAUAAAUUUAACAUCAAUACCGACACAGCAAACAAUAUCCGAACAUUUAGUGCAUUAUGAUUGGAAAGAACAGAAAAUUUGUUGGCGAAAAUCAUCAUCAUCAUCCGAUUAUAAUAAUAGUAAUAAUACUAGUACUAGUACUAGUAAUAAAUUCAACAAUAAUCAUGAUGAAUGGAAAACAUGGUUUUCAAUUGAAGAAAUUUCCAGUAUCAAUAUACUUUCAUUGGAUAGAAGAAAAAUACUCAUUUGUUUUGUUAAUAGGCCAGCAUUGACUGUCAUAUUUCGUCGAUUAGGACAGAUGAAAUCAUUCAUUUCAUUAUUGUCUGGUUAUCAUCGUUUAUCAAUACAUUGGAAUCUAAAUCUAUCGGCUGAAUAUUUUUCACCAAUGUUGAAUAAAUUAAGAAAAAUUAAUUGUUUUGGCCCAAUACAAGAUGAAUUUGCUAUCAAACGUUUGAAAAAGACACGUGAUGGACAGAAAAAUUCUGGCCUAUUUUUAUUGCGACAAAGUGAAACAGAUUUCUAUAAACUUAAACUUUGUUAUGAACAACAAAAUGAAAUGAAAUGUUUUGAACUAAAAUGGCAACCAUCACAAUCAUCAGAUAAUUCAUUAUUUGUAUGGAAAGAUGAUUUCAAUAUUACCGAUGUUCGUGUUGAUUAUUCAGAAUUAUUAAUAUGGUUACAGAAACAAUUGAAUCUAUUUCAACCAAUUCUUUCGGGUGAAAAUGAUCAUUUACCAGAUUUACUGUUAUGUAGUCAUGAAGAUGAUAUAAACAAAUUAAAAUCUAAUGAUGACAUUUUACCAAUCAUACAGAAUGAACGUAUAAAAAAAUCAAUAUUAACAAUGCAUAACAAUGGUGUAUUCUGUACACGUAUCGGUACCGUAAAAUUGGUUGGUAAUCAAGAGGAAAAAGUUUUCAUUAAAGAAUUUAUCGAUUCCAAAGAAUCUGGUAGAGGUGAAAAUAUAUUGAAAGAAAUUGAUGAAUGGAGUAAAUUGAAAAAUGUUGCAAUCAUGAAUUGUAAAGGUGUGGUGAUGCAUCCAUUAUCAAUAUUGUUUGAACAUUGUCAUAUUACAUUACGUGAUUAUUAUUCAUUGCAAGAAUUUAAGCUCAAUCAUUUUAAUUUAACUGAAGCAGCUUUCUGUUUGGCUAAAGCAUUGGAUUAUCUUUAUACGCAUAAUUUACGUCAUGGUUAUAUAAAAUUCGAUAAUCUAUAUGUUUCACAUUUUUCAAAAACAUCAUUAUUUAUAAAAUUGGGCGAUCCAAUUGGUUUUAGUUGUGAUUUUAAUCAAACAAUUGAACAACCAUGGUUACCGCCAGAAUAUUUUAAUGAUAAUGGAUUUUUCUAUAAAAAACAUACCAAUUAUAGUGAUGUAUGGGCAUUCGGUACAACAAUGUGGGAAAUAUUUCAUAAUGGUAAUAAACCAUUAUUCAAUUAUAUGAAUAUUGAUCAAGUGAAUCUAUGUGCAAUGCCUGAGCCGAUACGUUUAUUGACGAAAAAAUGUUGGGAUAAAGAUUUCUGUAAUCGUAUACCGCCAUCAGGUGUAUUCCGUGAACUUGUAUUAAUACUAUAUGAGGCAAGAAAAUAUCGUAAACAAUAUAUUCUAUCAAACGAUGGUAUCAAUGAUGAAAUGAUACGUAAAAUGAAUAUUGAAAAAAUAAUAAUGAAAUCAUCAUAUCCAACGUAUUCAAUGAAGAAUAAUAAUUCACUUGGCGGAAGUAGUACUGGAAUAAUAGAUAAUAAUAGUAUGAUUAAUAAUAAUGGCUAUAGUCAACGGUCAUCAUUACCGAUUAGUAAUGGUUAUCAACAACGUCCAAUAUCAUUAUAUGAUGAUGAUGAUGAUGAUGAAGACGACGACGAUGAUGAUGAUGAUGAUGAUGAUAUGGAUGAUGUUACAACGGAAACAACAUUAUAUGAUCAAAUGGAAGAUGCAUUUCUUAUAUCGGAAAAAGAUGAUUAUCUACAUAUACAAGCAAUGGAUAAUUUGGAAUGUAUACCACAGGAUAGAAUUAAUGUAUUGAAAAUGAUUGGAGAGGGUAAUUAUGGCAAAGUAUAUCAAGCACGUUGUGAUGAUAAAUAUGUUGCAUUAAAAGUUGUAUCCGAUAAUAAAAUCUCAAGCCUAAGUGAAGAGAUUAAAAUAUUAACAAAAUUAAGACAUCGUAAUAUUGUUGAAAUUCGUGGCUAUUCCAAUGUUGAUGUUGAUCAAUAUUCCAAAGGACCAUCAAAAGCAUUAGUUAUGGAAUAUAUACCAUUAGGUUCAUUGGUAAAAUUUUUGGAAACCAAAGGACCAAAUGAUAAUUUAGAAAUGACAAAAUUUGCCACAGAUAUUGCAUGUGGUCUGGAUUUUCUUGCCAGUAAACAUAUUAUCCAUAGAGAUUUGGCAGCUAGAAAUAUUCUAGUUGCCAGUGGUAAUUCAGUUAAAAUUGCCGAUUUUGGUCUGGCUCAUAUUCUUGAAGAUGAUACUCAAUAUGAAUAUCGUAGUGCUCGUGGUCUGCCAUACAAAUGGCACGCACCAGAAUCAUUUGAACGACAUUUAUUUCGAUUUGAAUCAGAUAUUUGGAGCUAUGCAAUCGUUAUUUGGGAAAUGUACAGUUAUUGUCGUGUUACACUAUAUAAAGAGAUUGAUUCGAAUAAAGAUGAUGUACAAGAAUUGCUCACCUAUCUUAAACAAGGCAAACGUCUUGAAUGUCCAGAAAAUUGUCCAGAAUCUGUAUAUAAAUUAAUGUUAAAAUGUUGGGCAUAUCAACCAGAAUGUCGUCCAAAUGCAUCAGAAGUAUAUAUGAUGAUCAAAGAAAUUGAUGAACAAAUACGUUCACAAUCAUUAAUUUGAAUUUGAAUUUGAAUUUUUUUGUUUUGUUUUGUUUUGUUUUUGUUCGUCCAUUUCGUAUACGAUGUGUUCGAUUUAUGUGUGUAUACCGGGUUUGUGACGACCAAAAAAAAAAAAAAAAAAAAUAUUGCUGCAUACAUAUAUAUAUUGAAAAAAAGUUCAAA
This is a messenger RNA of Dermatophagoides farinae (American house dust mite), 3902 nucleotides long. The record is from RefSeq and is a predicted model, not a curated record. NCBI's taxonomy places the organism in Eukaryota, Metazoa, Arthropoda, Arachnida, Sarcoptiformes, Pyroglyphidae.